This is a messenger RNA of Cyclospora cayetanensis, 1019 nucleotides long. RefSeq names its product autophagy-related protein 3. Gene Ontology annotation, cellular component: cytosol; cytoplasmic ubiquitin ligase complex. Gene Ontology annotation, biological process: nucleophagy; autophagy of mitochondrion; autophagosome assembly. The transcript is spliced from 9 exons. Gene Ontology annotation, molecular function: Atg8-family ligase activity. The record is from RefSeq and is a predicted model, not a curated record. NCBI's taxonomy places the organism in Eukaryota, Apicomplexa, Conoidasida, Eucoccidiorida, Eimeriidae. Bases 171 to 1019 code for a protein of 282 amino acids.
GCAGCAGCAGCAGCAGCAGCAGCAGCAGCAGCAGCAACUCUGUUGGCUUUGUGCCUUUGGGACCUUCAGCAGGGAGCAACGUCAGCCACCGUCUAGCAGACAUCGGGAGAAGCUUCCUUGCUCGCUUUUCCUCCCUACCUCAAACCUCUCAGUUCGUAGAUAAAGGCACAAUGACGCCUCAGGAGUUCGUUGAUGCGGGAGAUCUCCUCGUCUUCAAGUUUCCCACAUGGCAGUGGGAGCCUGCUGUUGGCAAGCGAGUUAACAGUUGGCUACCCCCAGACAAACAAUUUCUCGUAACCCGUGGCGUGGCAUGUCAUAGACGCGUUCGCGACAUCGAAGCCUCGCUGAAUGCUGAGGCUAAAGAGGACGGAGAGGGCUGGGUAUUGCCAGUGGACGCUGAUAGCGAGGAGCUUCAGGAAGCUCCUGCCCUCCCUUGUGCAGCUGUUGCCUCUAGCAAGCCACUGGUUCAUGAUGCGAGACCAGGUAGGUGGGGUUGGAGCGGUGCCGCAUUGCCGGAUCUAAAGAAUCUGCGAGAUCUCGACAGUCUGCUUUGCGAGGAGGACCCUGCAUGCGCGGAUUCGUCAACUUCCUAUUUUGUUCGUCAUGCUCCAGAUGCAGACGUGGUGAGCGUGCGGACGUAUGACUUGAGCAUCACGUAUGACAAGUAUUUCCAGACUCCAAGGCUUUGGCUCUUUGGCUACAAUGAGAAUGGAACGCCUUUGACGCCGACGGAAAUCUUUGAAGACAUUCUCACGGAUUAUGCGGCUAAGACUGUUACUGUGGAUCCCCAUCCAUGCACGGGGGUACCUACGGCGUCAAUCCAUCCUUGCAAACAUGCGCAAGUGAUGAAGAAGGUUGUUGACCACUGGCGAUCACAGGGCGUUGAGCCGAGGCCUGAUCUCGCACUUAUUGUCUUGCUCAAGUUUAUUUCCAGCGUCGUUCCAACCAUCGACUAUGACUUCACAAUGGAUAUCGACAUGGGAUUGUGCGGACCUGCUCCCCCCAACGCAGAGUCGUGA